AUGGAUGUUCUCCCGGUGACCCUGGCGCCCGCAGACGUCCUCUCGGUGAACGUGGGAGGAGUCCGGUUCUCGCUGGCCGCCCAGAUGCUGACCCCGUUCCCGCACACGCGCCUCGGCAGACUGGCCUUCUGUCCGGACGCGGCGCUGGAGCUGUGCGACGACUGCAGAGACGGAGAGUUCUUCUUCGACCGCAGUGCGCAGACUUUCCAGUAUGUGCUGAACUUCUACCGCACUGGUCACCUGCACGUGUGCGAGGAGCUGUGUGAGCUGUGCUUCCUGCAGGAGCUGCAGUACUGGGGCCUGGACGAGCGGCGCAUCGAGGCGUGCUGCCGCGACCGCUACCAACGCCGCAAAGAGCUGAAGGACUGUGCGGAGCUGAGCCAGGACCAGACCCUGGACCUGGACCAUGGUCUGGACCCGGAUCGCGAGUUCCAGGGAGCGCUGUGCUCUGAGCUCCGCAGGCGGUUGUGGAACGUCCUGGAGAAGCCGGACUCAUCCAGGACCGCACACGUCUUUGGGACGCUCUCCAUGGGCUUCGUGGUUCUGUCGGUGGUAAACAUGGUGCUGAUGUCUCUAGACCUGGAAGAGACGUUGGGUGGGAGUUUGGGCGUGGCUUCUGUCCUGGACGUCCUGGAGCUGGUGUGUGUGGCCUGGUUCACGGUGGAGUUGCUGCUUCGGUUCCUCUGUGUUCGGGACAAGUGGCGCUUCAGCCGCGGCGUGCAGAAUGUGAUCGACCUGCUCGCUGUGCUGCCCUUCUACGUAACGGCGGCCGUGGAGACUCUACACGGCGAGUCCUCUGACCUGGAGGACAUGGGCCGAGUGGUGCAGGUCCUGAGGCUGCUGCGGUGUCUGCGCAUGCUCAAGCUGGGACGCCAUCUCACCGGUCUGAAGUCCCUGGGCCUGACCAUCACCCAGUGCUAUGAGGAGGUGGGUCUGCUGCUGCUGUUCCUCACGGUGGGGAUCUCCAUCUUCUCGUCGGCGGUCUUCUCUCUGGAGCGGGACGUUCCGGGCUCCACCUUCGUGAGCGUGCCCGUGGCGUGGUGGUGGGCCACGACCUCCAUGACCACGGUGGGCUACGGCGACGUGAGACCGGACACGGCAGCGGGGAAAGUCCUAGCCUUCGUCUGCAUCCUGUCCGGCAUCCUCAUCCUCUCUCUGCCCAUCGCCAUCAUCAAUGAGCGCUUCUCCCACUGCUACCUGUCACUCAAGGUGAAGGAGGCGGCGCUGCGCCACAGUGAGAUGAUAAAGCGAUUGGCCCGAGGCUCAGUGGGCGGGGUAGAAGGGGAGGGGCCAGACGGUGGAGGGGAGGGGCUUAACCUGCGCGACGUUUACGCCUCCAGCGUCCUGGAGAUGAUGCGACUAAAGGGAAGAGAGAGAGGCAGCACACGGAGCAGCGCCAACGACGGCGCCCUCUGGUGGUGA
Messenger RNA from Knipowitschia caucasica, 1422 nucleotides. Lineage: Eukaryota; Metazoa; Chordata; Actinopteri; Gobiiformes; Gobiidae. The record is from the annotation of a GenBank genome assembly.